AUUACCAUUGCUGCUCCAAUCAGCACAGCUCUAAUGAUCAAGAGCACCACCGCAGCCGCUCCAACAAGAACCACAGCUGCUUCAAACAGCGCCUCCACCAGCACCGCUCUAACAAGCACCACAGCCACUCCCACCACCACUACCAGUCCAAACAGCGCCGUUACGACAACUACGAGCACUCCUCCAUCUGCCAGCUCCGCUUCAACAACCACCACAGCUGCUCCAACCGGCGCCUCCACCAGCACUGUUCCAAACACCACAGAUGCAUCAACAACAAAGGCCUUCAGUGCUGCUUCUCCAACCACCACAGCUGCUUCAACCACCACCAGUGCCACUCCAACAAGCGCCUCCACCAGCACUGUUCCAACCGUCACAGGCGCAUUAACAACAAAGGCCUUCACCACUGCUGCUCCAAACACCACAACUGCUUCAACCACUACCACAGCUGCUUCAGACAGCGCUAAGACCAGCGCCGCUCUAACAAGCACCACAACCACUACCACUCCAAACAGCGCCGUUCCGAGAACUACGAGCACUGCUCCAAUCACCAACUCCACUCCAACAACCACCACAGCUGCUCCAAAAAGCAUCUCCACUGCUCCAACUUUGUCAACCAGCCCCUCCCCAACCAGCACAGCUGCUCCAAGCAGCGCCUCCAACACUGAUGCUCCAACCACCACAGCUGCUUCAAACACCACCAAUGCCGCUCCAAGCAGCGCCUCCACCAGCACUGUUCUAACUGCCACUGAUGCAUCAACAACCGAGGCCUUCACCACAGCUGCUUCAAGCACCAGUAGUGCCGCUCCCACCAUCGCCUCUACCAGCACUGUUCCAAACGCCACAGCCGCAUCAACAACAAAGGCCUUCACCACUGCUUCGUCAACCACCACAGGUGCUUUAACCACCACCAGUGCCGCUCCAAUCAGCACAGCUCCAACGAUCAACAGCACUGCUCCAACCACCACAGCCGCUUCAACAACAACCACAGCUGCUUCACACAGCGUCCCCACCAGCGCCGCUCUAACAAGCACUACAGCCACUCCCACCACCACUACCACUCCAAACAGCACCGUUCCGACAACUACGAGCACCCAUCCAUCCACCACCUCCGCUUCAACAACCACCAAAGCUGCUCCAAAAAGUGCCUCCACCAGCGCUGCUCCAACUUCCACAGCUGAUUCAACCACCACCAGUGCUGUUCCAACUUUAUUAACCAGCACAGCCGCUCCAACCAGCGCCUCCACCAGCACUGUUCCAACCACCGCAGGUGAAUCAAUAAGCAAGGCCUUCACAACUGGUGCUCCAACCUCCACCAGUGCUACUCUAAUUACCAUUGCUGCUCCAAUCAGCACAGCUCUAAUGAUCAAGAAAGGAUCAUCCAGGACCCGUCCCCAGACCUGA
Micropterus dolomieu (smallmouth bass) is the source of this 1401-nucleotide messenger RNA. RefSeq names its product mucin-5AC-like. The transcript has 2 exons. The coding region runs from base 34 to 1401 and encodes 455 amino acids. The record is from RefSeq and is a predicted model, not a curated record. Lineage: Eukaryota; Metazoa; Chordata; Actinopteri; Centrarchiformes; Centrarchidae.